Molecule: messenger RNA, 942 nt
Organism: Salvelinus fontinalis (brook trout)
Lineage: Eukaryota; Metazoa; Chordata; Actinopteri; Salmoniformes; Salmonidae
Product: bone morphogenetic protein receptor type-2-like
Exons: 4
Coding region: 1-636 (211 amino acids)
Biological process (GO): cellular response to growth factor stimulus; BMP signaling pathway; protein phosphorylation
Cellular component (GO): plasma membrane; signaling receptor complex
Molecular function (GO): ATP binding; transforming growth factor beta receptor activity
Source: RefSeq, a predicted model, not a curated record
AUGGACACAGUGUUCCAGGGGGUCUCUGCCCAGAGCGAGGAGCGUGAGUGUGCCUUCAACGACCAGCAGCAGCAGUAUGAGGAGCAGCGUGUGGGAGCAGUGGGAGGAGGAGACUGGCCUAUGACCAGAGAGAAUACUACUAUACGCUGCAGUAAGGGCUCUCGAUGCUAUGGCCUGUGGGAGAAGACUAGAGACGGGAACAUACACCUGGUCAAACAGGGAUGCUGGACUCACAUCGGGGACCAGCAGGAGUGCCAUGACGACCGUUGCGUGGUUACCACCACUCCGUCUCAGAUUCAGAACGGGACCUACAGGUUCUGCUGCUGCAGCACCAACAUGUGUAACGUCAACUUCACCGAGGACUUCCCCCCGCCCAGCCCCACCUCUGCACAGCUAUACCCACGGCCGCUGUACCGCGAGGAGACCAUCGUGAUCGCCCUGGCGUCUGUCUCCAUAGUAGCGGUGCUGAUCGUGGCGCUCUUCUUCGGGUACCGCAUGUUGAGUGGAGACAGGAAACAGGGACUACACAACAUGGACAUGAUGGAGGCUGCCGCCUCAGAGCCCAGCCUCGACCUGGACAGCCUUAAACUACUAGAGGUGAGUAGUGGAGUAACGGGGUUAGAGGUGAGAUGGUGAGAUGGUGGAGUAUGGGGUUAGAGGUGAGGUGGUGGAGUAUGGGGUUAGAGGUGAGGUGGUGGAGUAUGGGGUUAGAGGUGAGGUGGUGGAGUAUGGGGUUAGAGGUGAGAUGGUGAGAUGGUGGAGUAUGGGGUUAGAGGGGAGAUGGUGAGAUGGUGAGAUGGUGGAGUAUGGGGUUAGAGGUGAGGUGGUGGAGUAUGGGGUUAGAGGUGAGAUGGUGGAGUAUGGGGUUAGAGGUGAGAUGGUGGGGUAUGGGGUUAGAGGUGAGAUGGUGGAGUAUGGGGUUAGAGGGGAGGUGGUGGAGUA